ACGAGUCGCGGCGCCGAGCAACGAAGUCGUUCGACUCGAGCCGUGUGUGCGGCUGCAGUCACUCGUGGAAUCCUGAGUCGUGUCAGUGGUCUGGCGGACGUGGUCGCGCGCGAGUGUUUCGUUGAGAAUCGGUCGCCUCGCUGUCGGUGAGAAAACGGUGUGGAAAAGGAAUAAUAACGUUGUUGGCGAGGGAUAGAAGAAAGAGGCGAGUAAAGGUGCGCGUUUUCUUUCGGUGUAGUGAAAGGAAGAAAGGGGGGUCUACGAAGAACGAUUCCACGCGUUCAAGAAUCCAUCUCUCUCGACCAUCCUUCCAAAAAGGACGUUGGAAAUCGUGCUGGGAGACGGACAUUCCUCGAGUCUUGUGUUGCUUGCGUGCGGGUAUCGACUAGUUUCUUGGAAGACUCGGAAGACGUUUCCUCUUUGUCAGAGGUGAAGAGCGUGGCGAAGGUCGAAGGAAAAAGUAGUUAACAGCCUUGCACCUGGCGCACACACACACACACAAACGUACUUCGUCCCUGACGGCUUUUGCAACUGAAUCCCGAUACGAGAUCUACGUUCUUCGUCGUCGAUCCUAUAAUAUACAUUGCUAUUGUGUAUAUUCUUUCGAUAUAUAUAUAUACAUACACGAGUAUCGUCGAUGAAUGGUCGACGCUAAAUACACGAAACGUUCUUUGAAAUCAACCGAUCCGACGACCACGUUGGUAGUCGUUAAUCUCGCCUCCAUUUCAAUCCACCACCACUAUUCAAUAGCGAUAUAAUUCUACUAUCCUCGAAAAUAACAGGCUUCGCAUCCCUUCGUAUCGAAGCGCGGCAUUCGAAAGAGGAAGAGAAGGAUACGCACGUGUUCCACGCGACGGAAACGCAUCACUGCCAACGAGGCCGGGCAUCCGCCAUUCGAACGAGAUUCUGGGACCAGCUGUGGAGGACGCCUUUUCUUCUUCGACUCGAGUUAUUAUCGCUGUGCAUCCUGUAAACAGGUUACUCGUCGCGCGGCAAAAAAAGUCUCGCGUCGAAGGACGUGUCGUAGCUGUGUACUUUCGUCGUUGUGUUUGGAGACGUUUUUCAGCGACCGUUUACGCGGAAAAUCGUAAGAAAUAUAAAGACGGGAGGAGGGAAGGGAUCGGAUGGUCGUGGCCUUUGCUCGAAAAAGUGCAGAGUAUAUGUGUGAUACAGAGUGUCGGUUAGGUCGUUCGAUAACCCGCCCCGUGUUCCGCCAAGUGAAAACGCCGCGUGGAUGAUAAUUGGCGAUAGACGACCGACCGACUCGGUACGCGAUUUGGUGCGGUUAAUCGAAGCUUUAUCCCGUCGUUGCUUGGUCGUGAGGGAGGGUUGCGACAACAGGGUGGAAGGAAAGUUUUGGAUAAGGAAAGACGGGAAAGGAAAAUUGGAGAGGAGUGACAAUCCUGCCCGGCCAAGUUUACCGGAAAACGAACGGCUGGGCUGCCACGUCGAUACGAGAUAGCUGACGAGAAUUCCGAGUCGAUGAGAUCGAAGCAAAGGGACGCGAGCUGAAAACGCGCGGCCGCCGUCGUUGAAGGCUACUUAAAACGACCAUUGAGCACUCGUCGGGGUGCUCGAAUUACCUACAACAGGUGGCCCGCAACUCCGCCAAUACGAGCGAAACAUCUGCAACUCCGGGCGGCUUGUGGGAGUGCAGCAAGUGCCUGGACGAGAUGCGGCUGAUGCAGAGGUUGGCGAUCAGCGGACUCCUGUCCGUGAUACUGAUCGUCCUUCUCACCGGCACGUUCGUCACGCGUCGUGAUCUCGCGAACGUGGUGGAGCGUGGAGGGGCGCCCGAGGAGCGCAGCAGCGAGCAGCAAGCGAACCCCGCAUGGGUGCAGAGUAACGCGAUCCCGGGCCAGGACGAGGCGAAACCCCUCGAGGAUAAGGAUCGAUGGGUGGACCCGAGGCAGAGACAGUCGGAGCCGUCCGCGGUCGGACCACCGCCGGUCCCCGUCCCCGGGCCCUACGUCAUUAAACCGCCUAAUCCACCCCUGGAUGACGUGACUAAUCAGCGCCGCGAGAAGAUCAAAGAGAUGAUGAAGCAUGGCUGGGACAACUACGUGAGAUACGCCUGGGGGAAGAACGAGCUGAGACCGAUCUCGAAGAGGGGUCACAGCGCGAGCAUCUUCGGCGCGUCGAACAUGGGGGCGACCAUCGUAGAUGGCCUCGACACUCUGUACAUCAUGGGCCUUCACGACGAAUUCAAGCAAGGCAGGGACUGGAUAGCCGAGAACCUCGACUUCGAUAUCAACUCGGAGAUAUCCCUCUUCGAGACGAACAUUCGUUUCAUGGGGAGCUUGUUGGCCUGUUACGCUCUCACGGGGGACGUGAUGUUCCGGGAUAAGGCGGCUCAGCUCGGCGAGCGGAUGUUGCCCGCUUUCCAGACGGAAACCGGAAUUCCUCAUUCCCUCAUCAAUCUGCACACCGGGGCGAGCAAGAAUUACGGGUGGGCGAGCAGCGGGUGCAGCAUCCUGUCCGAAAUUGGCACGAUGCACCUCGAAUUCACCUAUUUAAGCGACAUCACCGGGAAUCCGGUUUUCAAGAGCAAGGUCGAGAACGUGAGGAAGGUGCUGAAGAAUCUGGAGAAACCGAAGGGGCUGUAUCCAAACUAUAUUCACCCGAAGACGGGGAAAUGGGGCCAACAUCACAUGUCGCUGGGAGGGCUUGGCGACAGUUUCUACGAGUAUCUGCUGAAAGCGUGGAUCCAAUCCGGCAAGGAGGACGUCGAGGCCCGGCAAAUGUACGACGAAGCGAUCGUGGCCAUAGAUCAACACAUGAUCAAGACUUCGCAGGGCAAGCUCCUCUACGUGUCAGACUUGAAAUACGACAGGCUGGAGCACAAAAUGGGUCAUCUGGCGUGUUUCGCCGGUGGUAUGUUCGCGUUAGGCGCGAAAACAUUGCAAAACGAAUUGUCCGAUAGAUACAUGACGAUAGCCGCCGGUCUCACCAACACGUGCCACGAGUCGUACGAUCGAAGUUACACGAAACUCGGCCCCGAAGCCUUCCACUUCAUCGAGGGGAACGAAGCGAAGAGCUUGAAGAACGGCGAGAAAUACUACAUCCUUCGGCCGGAGACCUUCGAGUCGUACUUCGUGAUGUGGCGGCUGACAAAGGAUCCCAAGUACCGUGAAUGGGGAUGGGAGGCCGUUCAAGCUCUCGAGAAAUACUGCCGUGUUCCAGGGGGGUUCACGGGGCUCCACAAUGUUUACCUGGUCGAUCCGCCACAGGACGACGUCCAGCAGAGCUACUUUUUCGCCGAGACGCUCAAGUAUCUCUACCUGCUGUUCAGCGACGACGAUCUCAUAAAUCUAGACGAAUGGGUGUUCAACUCCGAGGCGCACGUGCUUCCCAUCAGGGGCAAUCCCCUGUACCGGCCAGCUCCCUCUUUAUAAUUCAAAGAACCCUCAUACCUCGAAGAAACCACGCACCGAUGACGCAGUGAGACCCCUCCAACUGCUCUUGAAACACCGGAAGUCAGUCCUCCGCUGCGCACCAGGAAAGAAGAGCAACGUGAUCCAUGAAAAGAAGAAACGAAGUCGGAAUACUAUUUGGCUACGAGGGAUGUAAAUAAAGAAGAAGAACGCGGGGGAAAAAAUUCGACGGUGUACGUGAUACGAGGGGAGGGGGGAAAAAAAAGAAAAAAAGAAAAAAGAAAAAGUAGAGCAGUGAUCGAACGUUUCUGGAUUUAGAGUGUGAGAGAGAGAGAGAGAGAGAGAAUGAGAGAGAAUAAGAACAAAACGUUGUUAAUUGUGAAAUUGUAGACAGACGAACAAUGAAAAUAGGAAAAUGAAAAGAGUGGGGGAGGCGGUAGGACGAUGUGAAUACUCAUCCCGAAAAACCGCAUGUCACCGCCUGUGAAUAAUUAAAAAUAAUUAUUUUAGGUAAAACGAGAUAAUAGGGGGCAGGGAGCGUGGGGAGAAGAUAAUAACGAACAUUAUUUAAAACGAGGAGAUAUAUUGCAUCUGAGACACUUACAUAAAGAUAUAUACACACACAUGCAUACAUACACAAGACACACAGAAGAAAACAGAGUACGUUUGUAAAUAGCGAAGAAAAGAGCGAGUGCGUGAGAAUAAAAAUAAUAAUAGAAAACGCGAGAGAAAGAGGGAGUGAAAGAAUGAGAGAGAAUGUGAGAAGGGAGAAUUUGAAAUAGGGUGCGAAAGGGAGUGAGAGUGAGAGAGAGAGAGAAGUAGAUCGAAAUUUUUAACCAUUUUGCCUGAAUGCUUCGCCCAUUUCUUUUUUUUUUUUCGCCUGCGACAAAAAAACGGUCCAACAAGAUAUAAUUAUUACGAUAUAUUCUAAUAUUCGAACGUUCCACUCCGCGAAUUUAUCCGACGAUUACGGCGGGAACAAUCGUCUUUCUCUUUUCGUUCUUCCUUCUGUUCGAGCUGUUUCUUUUUUUUGAAAAUGUGGCAAAGCAACGUUCAAGAAGGAAAAAUUAAGGGGAAAAAAAAAGAUAAUGAAAUGAUAAUUAUAAAAAUAUAAUCGAUAAUGAUAUACGUAAAUAUAAGAAAGCGAUUGGAAUGGAAAUAAAUAAUAAUUGGUGACGAAUUUUCUUAAGAAUCGUCAUGGAAACUAAUCCUUCGCGAUCGAUCGAUGGAUCUUUUUAACCGUCGUUCGAUCGAUGCCACUUUUCAAACAACAAUCUAAAACCUUCUUCUUCUUCUUCUUCUUCGCGGCAUUUUCUAUCUUUUUCUACUUUUUUGAACAAACGACACGUAUACUGCGCCUCGAUCAUCUCGGCGGCAGAAAGCGCCGAUGGAAAUAAUUCGUUCGAUUCCACGCACGAGAACGCGCCGUUCUCCGACGAUUUCAUCCUCGUUUUAUUUUUUAUAUUAACACGAUACGAUGCGCGCGUUUCUUCGUAGAAACAAUUUCAUUGGAAUCGAGAAUUUGAGCAUUGACUUUGUUUAGAAACGUGCGAUCCGACAAUUUAAUCGGCGAAGGGUGGCCCUCGUUUCCUUCCUUACCACGAAAUAUCUUUUAUAUAAUUGAAACGACAAACGGAUAAAAAAUACAAUAUUUAUUCCUGCAUUUUUAUAAUCGUGUUUAUCGAUACGAACCCAUUUAUGCUGGAAGGAGCGUUCGUCGUCUCUUGUCUUGAACUUCAUACGAUCGAAAGCUUGCAAUGAGAAUUUGGAAAUUUUGUUGGGGGGUGGAGAGUUUAAGGUGGUGGAUCGCGUGAAUGGGUUACGUUUAAAAGUUCCUUACAUAUCCCUUUGUUUUCGCGCUCGAUCGUUUCGGCUGAAUUUUAAAGCGAAUCGCCAAGUGCUUCCAUGUUGUUCCACUCGAUGGAUAAAAUUUCGACGAAGUUUUUCUCGCGCGAAACUUUUCUCACGGAAUUCGUAGUUUUGAAUCUUUAUGAAUCGAAUAUGGAAAAGAAACGGACGGUGCGGAGAAGCUCGAGGAAAGAUUCCAAGGGGUUUGGUGUUGUACGUGUGUGCGUGUGUUCGUAAUUGUGGAUCGAUGAAAGAAUUAACUUUAUUUUUAACUCGCUCGACCACUUAACGUGUAAUUAAAACGUAUCGUAUUUUAUAAUUGUUUACGAUAUAUAUUUAAGGCGAUAUUUUAUCACGAUAUUUCGAUGUUUCAGCCAAUAUCGCGAAUGAUUGCUCGCUUGUAUCGCUCAAUUUUAUUGGCUAAAUAUUGGAAUAUUAUUGAAAUUAGUUCGUAAGUUUUCAUUGUAUAAUAUUAGUUUCUAUCUUAUUCUAUUGCUUUCGAAUGCGACGUUUCUUCCAAGUUAAUUCUUUCGUUGGACGAAACCAAACCGAAAAGUCAAUUAUCCGCAACAAUCGUGCCUAUAUUCUAUCAUCAACCGAUCAUCUUCGAGCCUCGAGAUUUUUAAUACCUAAAUCUAGAGAUGAAAUUUCAUUCGAAACGAGCAUCAACUAAAAUCAAAAAUGUCAAAGAGGGUUACCCUUCGAACAACAAAAUAUAUAUAUUAGCUCAUCUCAUAAGUAUCAACUUUCUUAUUAUUAUAUCAACUCGAACGUCUCGAUUGUUCACCACAACAAUUUUCAAUCGAUUCUUCUAUUUAUCCUUUUACAAAGGAACAACUUAUGGGAUGAUCUCGUUAAAUGAUGUAACAUUUGCAAAAUCACCGUUGCAUCGAUUCUCGCGUUCAACAGCGUUCAACGAGCUCGUCGCGAAUGUCUUUCAGCCAUGCCGGGAUCAACGUGCAGCCCUCCCCCCCCCUUAGUAGUUUUCCGGUGUUUAUGCGCGCGGAUCUUUUAUUUUUCCUUGUAUGUGCUAAAACGAAUCGAGAAACGCGCGUCUCUCUCCGUCCUGUCGACGCGUUCGCGUUCAAAAGGAAAAACGGCGCGACGUUGAAUCGAGAUUCUAAAUGGAAAAGAAAAAGGAGAACUCGGAUCGAUUUCUAUUCUCUCCCCCCCCUUGUUGAAUUAUUGAUUACACGACGAUUCGUCGUUCACGACUCGUCAUCAACGGCAUUGUACGAUUCGAUAUUUUUAUAUUUCCUCCGAUAGCAAUAUCGUUUCUUCGUGUACAUUUAAAAAAAAAAAUAUAUAUAUAUAUAUAAAUUGCGUACAAACGAUUUAUAAAAAUAUAAAGAGUCGUUCGAAUCGUACAUUCGAGUCGUACAUCUUGAAAUCGUAACGAUAUUUGAUAGGCUGCGGAUUUUUAUAAUGUACAAAAAUUAUUUUAUAUCGAAUCGAAUUUUUAUGUGUAAAAUAGAGAGAGAACCGUAUCUAUUGAAACUAUUAUAUAUCUUUUGAUUCAUUUCGAGAUUGUCGAAACUCUUCUGAAUAUUUAUGUCUUAAUUUUCAGUGAUCAUUAAAUGAUAAACCUUGUUCACUUCCACAGAAGAAUAUUCCUUCAUCAUAACGAUUUCAUCAAUAUAUUAGAGACUCUAAAUUGUAGAGAUUCUAGAGAUUGUAGAGACUCUAAAUUGUAGAAUCUUCGACGAUACGAUUAAACUUUGUUACUCGAUCAAAUAAAGGAAUCGAAACGUCCAAAUGAAAAUCCGCAGUCUAAUUAACCGCUAUUAGGCAUCGCUUAAUUAUCAAACGCUGUUAAUCCCAUUGAGAUCCCAAUUAAGAAGACGAAUAGAAGCAAUUAAUCGCCGAUUAUUACACUUACACGUGGAUCGUCUUCUGGGGGAUCGGUCAUCCGAAAUCUCAGAGACGUCACGCCUUUGCUUUGAACGCAUGGUCGACCGAAGGAACCGGGUGAGGCGGUCGCGGUUUCCGGUUAAAGGGGAAAAGCGAAAAAGCGGCGCGCGGGACGAGACUCGCGCGCGUGUAGUUUAGAGAACGAGCGUAGCGAUCGAAAAUAUAAAAAGAAAAAAAAGAAAAAAAACUAGCGUGUACAUAGAGAAGAAGAGGAAAAAAAAAAAAAGAAGAAAGAGGGAGGAAGAGAUUUUCAAUGGAGAAAAGAAAAAAAAAGAAGAAAGUCAUAUUCUAUACGAGGCGUAGGGAGCAGAGUUAUAUAUAGCGGUAAUUGGGGAAGGGGGUGUAAUUGUAUAGGCUUUGCAACGAAUGUGCGCGAGAGAGAGAGAGAGAGAGAGAGAGAUGUAUGUAUAUGCGUGAGAUAUUGUUUUUAAAUUCGAGUUUUUCGAGUCUCAGAUUCGAAUCGCGGCAAACGAAUAGUUUAAAAAGGAUACUCGGAAAGGAAGGGAAAGGUGGGAAAUUUUGCUUUAUGGUUUUCCGGUAAUUGGAACUUCGAGAGAGAUGGGAAAUUUUGAUAGAAUAACACUUGUUGGAUACUUGAAAAGUAUCGUAAAAGUAGCAGUAGAUCAACAAGAUAUUUUGAAAGAGUUAUUUUUGCAAAAUCGAUCGGAUGUUGAUUGAUCGAGUCGAUGAGAUAUAAUCAGAGAUUUGUUCCAAGAUUCCCGAAGAGGAAGAAGGAUAUUCGUUAUUCGCGUGUAUUAUAAAUUUGCUUACAAAUAAUUUCGAGGCUCGUCUGAACGAACCUCGAAUGUUCGAAACACUGCCCGUUCAUCUCGACGAUCAUCCAACUCUCUCCAAUCUUCCUCUUCUUCCUUCGAAGGAAUCUUCGAACGAGUCUUACGAACGAAUCUCGAGCAAAAAUAUCCUUCGACCGAGAGACGGUCUCGAAAGAGGAAACUUAUAUUUUUCUAACUAAGAAGAGAGAGAGAGAGCAAUAACGAGAAAGAAUCGAAUCGAAGAGAGGAGGACGGUUUAUUUUUUCACUGGUUCGAAAACUAUGCGUUUGUCGCGGUUGAAAGCACACACACACGGGGGCCGGGGGAGAAUGGUCGAAGAAUGGUGGACGAAGGACGAUUACCGAUCUCGACCGAUGUCUCCCGCGCCCGCUUUCCAAACAAUCAGCGAGAGCGUCGCACUCGUCGAUGAUUAAGACGGCCAGAAAGUUACUUAAAAAAAAAAAA
This is a messenger RNA of Apis mellifera (honey bee), 8371 nucleotides long. RefSeq names its product mannosyl-oligosaccharide 1,2-alpha-mannosidase IA (gene alpha-Man-Ia). The record is from RefSeq and is a predicted model, not a curated record. NCBI's taxonomy places the organism in Eukaryota, Metazoa, Arthropoda, Insecta, Hymenoptera, Apidae. Gene Ontology annotation, cellular component: endoplasmic reticulum; Golgi membrane. Gene Ontology annotation, molecular function: odorant binding; calcium ion binding; olfactory receptor activity. The transcript has 10 exons. Gene Ontology annotation, biological process: carbohydrate metabolic process; N-glycan processing; sensory perception of smell. The coding region runs from base 1674 to 3395 and encodes 573 amino acids.